AUGGGAAGAGUAUGGUUUGCGAAAUUAUCGAAUAGAAAAAUUAUUAAGUUCGACUAUAUCUCAUUUAUAUUUUUAAGUUUGCUUUUUCAAUCCCUGAUAGGACUAGUCAGUGCUGAUUUUAACUAUGAAGGCUGUUAUAGUGCCGAAGAUAUUCAGUCUGCUGGACUUUCUCUCAAAAUCUCAUACAUAUAUCAAUCAGUUUCAUAUUGUCAAAAUGAGUGCCCUGAGUCAGCUGUGGUAGCAUUAUUUAAUGGAACAGAUUGUUACUGCGGAAAUUCGGUAAGCUUUUUGAGCUCUUUGGCCAAAUCAACAGAUUCAAACUGUGGAUCUAAAUGCUCAGGCUGGCCCUAUCAAAUGUGUGGUGGAUCAUCGUACAUGAACUUAUACGUGAAUGCAGCGAUUUCUAUUUCAUCGGCUGAAUCCUCCUCGUCCAUGGAAGGGUUUAGCACUUCUUAUGUUUCUUCAUCCACUCAUUUAUGGUCCUCCACACAAAUUUCUUCAACUUCCAAGAGAACGUCAUUGGAUAUAAAAACUUCCGUAACAAUGCCAACAACAACUACCUCUACAUCCGCUACUUCUACUACCUCCACUACCUCUACUACCUCUACUACCUCUACUACCUCUACUACUUCUACUACCUCUACUUCCUCCACUACUUCCUCCACUACUUCCUCCACUACUUCCUCCACUAUCUCCUCCACUAUCUCCUCCACUAUCUCCUCCACUAUCUCCUCCACUAUCUCCCCCACUACCUCCUCUACCUCCUCUGUUACACCCACCUCCUCGCUCAUUACAUCGUCCUCCUCUGAGCCUGCUACAGUCGAUAGCCGUUUUUCUUCACCCUCUUCCACCUUGAUGCCAAGGUCCUCGAGCAGUAGCACACUAUCAACUUCAAAAGUGGCCUCAGUGGCUCUCAGCACAUCGUCGACGAUACCAAUAGUUACCUCGGUUGAACUAGUAACUAGUGUGGUUACAAAAGCCAUUGUGAGUACUUCUGAUCAACAUCAAGAAACAAUAUUUGUCACGAGGACAUCUGUAGUUGAAAGAACCUCUGCAGUAGCUACUGCAGACUCCCUGAGUAAUAAAUCUAAUUCGAAUUCUGAACGGCGUCUAAGUGGCGGAGCCAUUGCCGGCAUCGUUAUUGGUGUUGUGUUUGGUGUGAUUUUUAUUAUAUUGAUUUUACUAUUCCUGAUUUGGAGAAGACGGAAAUCGGAGGAUCAAUUAGACUUAGAGGAAACGAAACAUUACCAACCCUACUCGUUUGGUGAUGAGGAUGCCAAUCCAAUAAGACCCCCUCCCUCCUCUGGUACAACAAAUUGGAUGAGACAUUCUAGGGGUAACACAGCAGCUUCUAUUGGUACGAGUAAUAUGUAUGGUUUGUCCAUGGGUAAUGGUGCAAAUUAUAGUAGUCCUGGUUCAAACACUAGUGGAAGCAUUAUAAAUAACUUGGCUGGUUUACAAGAUACUACGGUUCAGAAACAGUACCUUCCAUCGACAGUAUUUGAAGAGGCAAAUACUUUGAAUAGUGCAAAUGAAAGGUUCAGUGCCAAUUCUUUACCCGACAUGAUGAUGAGCGGACCAUUGCAAGUGGUAAAUCCUGAUAAUCCUGAGUUGUCUAGUACCGUAUCUCAUAAUCGAGCGUGA
Messenger RNA from Saccharomyces paradoxus, 1644 nucleotides. It is a transcript of the gene WSC3, whose product is annotated as Wsc3p. The transcript has a single exon. Lineage: Eukaryota; Fungi; Ascomycota; Saccharomycetes; Saccharomycetales; Saccharomycetaceae. The record is from RefSeq and is a predicted model, not a curated record. The coding region runs from base 1 to 1644 and encodes 547 amino acids.